Messenger RNA from Trichechus manatus latirostris (Florida manatee), 24897 nucleotides. RefSeq names its product obscurin, cytoskeletal calmodulin and titin-interacting RhoGEF (gene OBSCN). Gene Ontology annotation, biological process: protein phosphorylation. The transcript has 108 exons. The record is from RefSeq and is a predicted model, not a curated record. Gene Ontology annotation, molecular function: protein kinase activity; guanyl-nucleotide exchange factor activity; ATP binding. Lineage: Eukaryota; Metazoa; Chordata; Mammalia; Sirenia; Trichechidae.
AUGGACUGCGUCCCUUUCAGCGGCGCACCCCGCUUCCUGACCCGGCCCAAGGCCUUCCUGGUGUCCGUGGGCAAGGAUGCCACGCUGAGCUGCCAGAUCGUGGGCAACCCCGUGCCACAAGUGAGCUGGGAGAAGGACCGGCAACCGGUGGAGGCGGGCGCGCGCUUCCGCCUGGCCCAGGAUGGCGACAUGUACCGCCUCACCAUCCUGGAUCUCACACUCGGCGACAGCGGGCAGUACGUGUGCCGCGCGCGCAACGCCAUCGGCGAGGCCGUCGCCGCUGUCAGCCUGCAGGUGGGCGCCGACACCACGCUCGCCGAGCAGGCGCCACACUUCCUGCUGCGGCCCACGUCGAUCCGCGUGAGCGAGGGCGCCCAUGCCACGUUCCACUGCCGCGUGCAGGGCAGCCCGCAGCCGGCCUUGAGCUGGGCCAAGGACCUGCUGGCGCACCUGCAGCGGCGGCGGGAGGAGAUGCGCGCCGACGGCCCGCGGACGCCCCCGGGCGGCGGCACCCGCACGUGCACCGUGACCGAGGGCAAGCACGCGCGGCUCAGCUGCUACGUGACCGGCGAGCCCAAGCCCGAGACCGUGUGGAAGAAGGACGGGCAGCUGGUGGUGGAGGGCCGGCGGCACAUGGUGUACGAAGACGCGCAGGAGAACUUCGUGCUCAAGAUCCUCUUCUGCAAGCAGGAGGACCGCGGCCUCUACACCUGCACCGCCUCCAACGUGGUGGGCCAGACCUACAGCUCGGUGCUGGUCGUGGUGCGAGAGCCCUCGGUGCCCUUCAAGAAGCGCCUGGAGGACCUGGCCGUGCGGGAGAAGGAGUCGGCCACGUUCCAGUGCGAGGUGCCGCUGCCUGCCACGGAGGCCGCCUGGUACAAGGAGGAGACGAGGCUGGGGGCCAGUGCCAAGUAUGGCAUUGAGGAGGAGGGCACGGAGCGCAGGCUGACCGUGCGCAACGUCACGGCUGAUGACGAUGCUGUCUACAUCUGUGAGAUCACGGAGGGCAGCCGCACGGUGGCCGAGCUCUCUGUCGAAGGCAACCUUACCAGAAGGCUCCCGCGGAAAACAGCGGUACGCACAGGGGACACGGCCAUCUUUUACGUGGAGUUGGCCAGCCCACAGGGCCCUGUGCGCUGGCUGCGGAACCAGGAGGAGGUGGUGGCCGGGGGUCGAGUGACCGUCACUGCUGAUGGCACACGCCACACACUGACCAUCUCCCAGUGCAGCCUGGAGGAUGCCGGCGAGGUGGCCUUCACGGCUGGGGACUGCCGGACAUCCACCAAGUUCUGCGUGGCGGCCCCCAGGAAGCCGCCCAUGUGCCCCCCUUCUGACCUCGUGGUGAAGGCCAAGACAGAGAGUUCUGUGACCCUCAGCUGGUCCCCACCGCACCUCGAGGACCGCCUUGUCACCAUUGACGGAUACCUGGUGGAGAAGAGGAGACUUGGCGCCUACGCCUGGAGCCGAUGCCAUGAGGCUGAGUGGGUGUCCCCGACUGAGCUGACUGUGGCUGGUGUGACAGAGGAGGGGGACUUCCAGUUCCGGGUGUCGGCUGUGAACAGCUUUGGCCAGAGUCCUGCCCUUGAGUUCCCGGGGACAGUCCACCUGGCCCCCCAGCUGGCUGUGAAGACGCCCCUGAAGGUGGUGGAGGCUGUGGAGGGUGGAGAGGUGACCUUCUCUGUGGACCUCACGGUGGUCUCGACGGGUGAGUGGUUCCUGGACGGGCAGGCCCUGAAGGCCAGCGGCACGUACGUGAUCUGCUGUGACCGCACCCACCACACACUCACCAUCCGCAGCGUGCCCGCCAGUCUGCACAGCGCCGAGCUCAAGUUUGUGGCCAACGGCAUCGAGAGCAGCAUCCGCAUGGUGGUCCGAGGUAGGGCCCCAGGGCUGAUUGGCGACAAGCCGCCUGUGGCAGCGGCCCAGAAGGUGUGGGCCCGGCUGCACGAGGAGGCACAGCUGCUGGCUGAGCUGUCGGACCAGGCGGCGGCUGUGACGUGGCUGAAGGACGGCCGUGCACUACCGCCAGGCCCCAAGUACGAAGUGCAGGCAUCGGCCGGGCAGCGGGUCCUGCUGGUGCGGGAUGUGGCUCGAGAUGACGCUGGCCUAUACGAGUGUCUCAGCCGGGGGGACCGCAUUGCCUACCAGCUCUCUGUGCAAGGCCUCACCAGCUUUCUGUGCAAGGACCCGGCGGGUGGCCGUGUAGAGGUGGUGGCCGGCAGCCAGGCACAGUUCGAGUGUGAGACCUCCGAGGCCCACGUGAACGUGCGCUGGUACAAGGAUGGUGUCGAGCUUAGUGGCUCCUCCCAGCACUUCUCACGGGAGGACGUGGGGAUGCGGCACCGCCUGGUGGCAACCGCGGUCACCAGGCAGGAUGAAGGCACCUACAUCUGCCGUGCAGGCGAGGACUCUGUGGAUUUCCAGCUCCGGGUCACUGAGCCCACGGCGGUGUUUGCCAAGGAGCAGCCAGCUCGGAGCGAGGUGCAGGCCGAGGCGGGGGCCAGCGCCACGCUGAGCUGCGAGGUGGCCCAGGCCCAGACGGAGGUGGCGUGGUACAAGGACGGGAAGAAGCUGAGUGCGAGCGCGAGGGUGCGCAUGGAGGCCACAGGCCGUGGGCGGCGGCUGGUGGUGCAGCAGGCGGGCAAGGCGGACGCCGGGGAGUACAGCUGUGAAGCCGGGGGCCAGAAGGUCUCCUUCCGCCUGGACGUCACAGAGCCCACGGCAGUGUUUGCCAAGGAGCAACGAGCGAAGAGCGAGGUGCGGGCCGAGGCGGGGGCCAGCGCCACGCUGAGCUGCGAGGUGGCCCAGGCCCAGACGGAGGUGGCGUGGUACAAGGACGGGAAGAAGCUGAGUGCGAGCUCGAGGGUGCGCAUGGAGGCCACGGGCCGUGGGCGGCGGCUGGUGGUGCAGCAGGCGGGCAAGGCGGACGCCGGGGAGUACAGCUGUGAGGCCGGGGGCCAGAAGGUCUCCUUCCACCUGGACGUCACAGGGUCCAUCUAUCGUGGCCCUGAUGAGAAUGUCAUUGGUGAUAGCCGGUCUCUGACCGCGUCUCCCUCCCUGUCCCCAGAGCCCGCGGCGGUAUUUGCCAAGGAGCAGCCAGCUCGGAGCGAGGUGCAGGCCGAGGCGGGGGCCAGCGCCACACUGAGCUGCGAGGUGGCCCAGGCCCAGACGGAGGUGGCGUGGUACAAGGACGGGAAGAAGCUGAGUGCGAGCGCGAGGGUGCGCGUGGAGGCCACGGGCCGUGGGCGGCGGCUGGUGGUGCAGCAGGCGGGCAAGGCGGACGCCGGGGAGUACAGCUGUGAGGCCGGGGGCCAGAAGGUCUCCUUCCGCCUGGACGUCACAGAGCCCAAGGUGGUGUUUGCCAAGGAGCAGCCAGCUCAGAGCAAGGUGCGGGCUGAGGCGGGGACCAGCGCCACGCUGAGCUGCGAGGUGGCCCAGCCCCAGACGGAGGUGGCAUGGUACAAGGACGGGAAGAAGCUGAGUGCGAGCGCGAGGGUGCGCGUGGAGGCCACGGGCCGUGGGCGGCGGCUGGUGGUGCAGCAGGCGGGCAAGGCGGACGCCGGGGAGUACAGCUGUGAGGCCGGGGACCAGAAGGUCUCCUUCCGCCUGGAUGUCACAGUGGUGGUGCAGCAGGCGGGCAAGGCGGACGCCGGGGAGUACAGCUGUGAGGCCGGGGGCCAGAAGGUCUCCUUCCGCCUGGACGUCACAGAGCCCACAGUGGUGUUUGCCAAGGAGCAGCCAGCUUGGAGCGAGGUGCAGACCAAGGCGGGGGCCAGCGCCACGCUGAGCUGCGAGGUGGCCCAGGCCCAGACGGAGGGGGCGGGGGACAAGGACGGGAAGAAGCUGAGUGCGAGCCCGAGGGUGCGCGUGGAGGCCACGGGCCGUGGGCGGCGGCUGGUGGUGCAGCAGGCGGGCAAGGCGGACGCCGGGGAGUACAGCUGUGAGGCCGGGGGCCAGAAGGUCUCCUUCCGCCUGGACGUCACAGAGCCCACGGCAGUGUUUGCCAAGGAGCAGCCAGCUCGGAGCGAGGUGCAGGCCAAGGCGGGGGCCAGCGCCACGCUGAGCUGCGAGGUGGCCCAGGCCCAGACGGAGGUGGCGUGGUACAAGGACGGGAAGAAGCUGAGUAUCACUCUGCCCUACAAGUGUGGGCUCACACCUCUCAGCCUUGCUCCGCUGGCCUUCCUGCUCACCCUGCCCUCACCGUGCUCCCUGCGGCCGUCCUGCAGUGCAGGCCUGACCCACGGGUGGGAGCCGGAGCCUGAGCCUGGAGCCCUGGAGAGACCUGGCCGCAGGGAGCCUCUGGUGGUCAAGGAACACGAGGACAUCAUCCUGACGGCGGUGUUGGCUGUGCCCUCUGUGGCCGCUGCGGCGUGGUUCAGAGACGGCGUGGAGAUUCGCCACAGCAAGCGGCAUGAGACCGUCAGCCUGGCAGACACCCACACCCUGACGGUGCAUGGCGCCCAGACCCCAGACAGUGCCAUAUACAGCUGCCGCGUGGGCGACCAGCGGCAGGACUUCCCUGUCCAGGUGGAAGAGGUGGGCGCCCGGUUCUCCCGGGCCCUGGAGCCGGUCAGCGGGGAGUUGGGCGGCAAGGUGGUGCUGGCCUGUGAGCUGAGCCCGGAGCAGGCCCAGGUGGUGUGGCGUUGCGGCAGCACCCAGCUGCGGCCUGGGAAGCGCUUCCAGAUGGAGGCCGUGGGGCCGCUGCGCACCCUCACCGUCACCGGCCUGCGGGCGGAGGAUGCGGGCGAGUACGUGUGCGAGAGCCGUGACGACAGCACCCGCGCCUGUCUCUCGGUCCACGUUCCCCGCGUGGUGAAGUUCACGUCUGGACUGAGCGCAAUUGUGGCGGAGGAGGGUCGGGAGGCCACCUUCCAGUGCGUGGUGUCUCCCAGCGAUGCUGCGGUCACGUGGUACCGGGAGAGCACCCUGGUGCAGCCCAGCGAGAAGUUUCUUAUAUCACAGAGGGGCGCUAACCAUAGCCUGACCAUCUCUGGCCUGACCCUGGAGGACUCGGGCCAGAUCACUGCGGAGGCCGAGGGUGUGACCUCCGUGGCAGCCCUCAGGGUCCGAGAGGCCCCUGUGCUGUUCGUAAAGAAGCUGGAGCCGCAGACGGCGGAGGAACGGAGCUCAGUGACGAUGGAGGUGGAGUUGUCGCGGCCAUGGCCGGCUGUCAAGUGGACGCGGAACGCGGCUGCCCUGGUACCUGGUGAGAACGUGCAGAUCCACGCUGAGGGCACUCGCCACUGCCUGGUCCUGCACAAUGUUGGCUUCUCCGACCGCGGCUUCUUUGGCUGUGAGACACCCAAUGACAAGACACAGGCCAAGCUCAAUGUGGAGAUGCGCCAGGUCCGCCUUGUGCGUGGCCUGCAGACGGUGGAGGCCCAGGAGCAGAGCAAGGCAGCCCUGAAGGUGGAGCUGUCACAUGCAGAUGUGGAGGGCACCUGGACUCGAGAUGGGCUUCGGCUCCAGCCGGGGCCCUCGUGCAGCCUGGCUGUGAGCGGCCCCAUCCACACGCUCAUGCUCUCUGGGCUGCGGCCGGAAGACAGCGGCCUCAUCGCCUUUAGGGCCGAGGGUGUGCACACAUCAGCGAGGCUCCUUGUCACUGAGCUGCCUGUGAGGUUCAGCCACCCGCUGCAGGAUGUGGUGGCCACGGAGAAGGAGAAGGUGAUCCUGGAGUGUGAGCUGUCACGUCCCAACGUCGAUGUGCGCUGGCUGAAGGAUGGUGUGGAGCUGCAGGCGGGCAAGAGGGUGGGCAUCACGGCCCAGGGAGCCUGUAGGAGCCUCAUCAUCUUCCGCUGUGAGCCUGGGGACCAGGGCAUCUACGUGUGUGAUGCCCACGAUGCUCAGAGCUCUGCCUCCCUGAAGGUGCAAGGAAGAACAUACACUCUGAUCUUCCGGAGAGUCCUGGCGGAACAUGCGGGUGAAAUCAGACUUGUGGCCGGAAACGCAGAGUCGCGAGCCCAGCUCCGUGUGAAAGAGCUGCCUGUCUCCAUUCUGCGCCCGCUGAGGGACAAGAUCGCUAUGGAGCGGCGUCGGGGCGUGCUGGAGUGCCAGGUGUCGCGGGCCAGUGCCGAGGUGCGCUGGUUCAAGGGCAGCAUGGAGCUGGAGCCCGGGCCCAAGCAUGAGAUGGUCAGUGAUGGGCUGUACCGCAAGCUGAUCAUCACCAACGUCCAGCCAGAGGACGAGGACACCUACACGUGUGAUGCCGGCGACGUCAGGACCACCGCCCAGUUCUUUGUGGAAGGUGUGGGGCUGGGCUGGGCAGGAGCUAGACUGUGGUGGUUGCUUCUUGUGCUGGCGUUUCUGAACCCACCCGCAGAGGGGUGAUGAGUGUCUUGGCAGCCGGUGGGGACGGGUGUGUGUGGGGGUUCGCUCCUGGGACAGAGCCCUGGAGGAGAAGGCGGGCUGAGCUCCGCGGGCCCUGGCUGGGUGUGUCCUGCCCGACCCCGUCCCCUAACCCAACGUCUUCACCCAGAGUUGCAUCCUGACCUCAUAGAUGUCCCCGUGGUACUGACGCGGCCACUGGAGCCCAAGACCGGGCGGGAGCUGCAGUCGGUGGUGCUGUCCUGUGACUUCCGGCCACCCCCAAAGGCUGUGCAAUGGUAUAAGGACAACGUGCCCCUGAUGCCCUCCGACAAGUUCAAGACGACACUCGAGGGCCACAUGGCAGAACUGCGCGUCCUGCGGCUCACGCCUGACGAUGCUGGCGUUUACGUGUGUCAGGCGGGCAGUGCACAGAGCAGCGCCAUGGUCACUGUGGAGGCACGGGAGGUGACCAUGACACAGCCCCUGCAGGACAUGGAGGCCACGGAGGAGGACCAUGCCUGCUUCUCGUGUGAGCUAUCUCACGAGGACGAGGAGGUGGAGUGGUCGCUCAACGGGACCCCCCUGUACAACGACAGCUUCCACGAGAUCACCCACGAGGGCCACCGCCACACGCUGGUGCUGAAGCGCGUCCGCCGGGAAGACACGGGCACUGUGCGUCUCGCCUCCGCCCGGGUCACCGCCUCUGCCCACCUGGAGGUCAGAGCGAAGCCGGUGGUCUUCCUGAAGGCCCUGGAUGACGUGUCAGUAGAGGAACAGGGCACGCUGGCCCUGCGGUGUGAGGUCUCGGACCCCGAAGCCCACGUAGUGUGGCUCAAGGAUGGUGUGGAGCUGGGCCUCGGCGACAAGUAUGAGUUCCUGCACACGGGGGCCACACGGGGGCUCGUGGUGCGUGGCCUGAGCCACGAUGACGCCGGCCUGUACACCUGCUGUGUGGGCCCCGAGCAGACCCGUGCUCGGGUCAGCGUGCAUGACCUGCACUUGGGCAUCACGAAGAGGCUGAAGACGGCGGAGGUGCUGGAGGGUGAGAGCUGCAGCUUUGAGUGCAUCCUGUCCCAUGAGAGCGCCAGCGAGCCAGCUGUCUGGACCGUCGGUGGGAAGACGGUGGGCAACUCUGGCCACUUCCGGGCCGGGCGCCAGGGCCGCAAGUACACCCUAGCUGUUCGGGAUGCCGUGAUGAGCGAUGCAGGAGAGGUGGUGUUCUCUGUGGCGGGCCUCACCUCCAAGGCCUCGCUGGUCGUCAAAGAGAGGCCAGUGGGCAUCACAAAGGCCCUGGAGGACCAGCAGGCGACACCAGGGGAGGACGUGGUGCUGAGCUGUGAGCUGUCCCGGGCAGGCGCCCCAGUGCGCUGGCUGAAGGACGGCAAGGCCAUCCGCAAGAGUCAGAAGUACGACGUGCGCAGCGAGGGCACUCGGGCCCUGCUGGUCAUCCACACGGCCACACUCCACGACUCGGGCGAGUACGCAUGUGAGACGGAGGCCUCCAGGAGCACGGCCAGCCUCCACGUGGAAGAAAGGGCAAACCGCUUUACCAAGGAGCUGGCUGACGUGCAGGCUGAAGAGAAGGGCUCGGCAGUGUUUGAGUGCGAGACGGAGCGUCCCGCGACCUUAGUGACCUGGCGCAGGGGCCUGGUGGAGCUGCGUGCCUCGGCCAAGCAUGCGCCCAGCCAGGACGGCCUGGCCUUGAGGCUCACCAUCAGUGCCCUGGAGCGGACAGACAGCGACACCUACGUCUGCGACAUCGGCCAGGCCCAAUCCCAGGCCCGGCUCCUGGUGCAAGGCCAGAGGGUGCGCAUCAUUGAAGACCUGGAGGACGUGGAUGUGCAGGAGGGCUCCUCAGCCACCUUCCGCUGCCGUAUCUCCCCUGCCGACUAUGAGCCUGUCCACUGGUUCUUGGACAAAACCCCCCUGCAUGCCAACGAGCUCAACGAGAUUGAGGUCCAGCCCGGGGGCUACCACGUGCUGACCCUACGGCAGCUCGCGCUCAAGGACUCGGGCACUGUCCAUUUUGAGGCAGGUGAUCAGCGGGCCUCGGCUACACUGCGGAUCACAGAGAAGCCGAGCAUGUUCUCUCGGGAGCUCACUGACACCACAGUCCUUGAGGGGGACGACCUGACUCUCGUUUGUGAGACCACCACGCCCGACAGCUCUGUGAGCUGGACCAAGGAUGGGAAGACCCUUUGGCCCUCGGCCCGGUGCCAGCUGAGUUAUGAGGGCUGCCAGGCCCGGCUGGUCAUCACGGACACCACCCUGCAGGACGGCGGGCACUACAAGUGCGAGGCGGGGGGUGCCCGGAGCCGCUCUGUUGUCAGGGUCCAUGCACGGCCAGUGCGGUUCCAGGAAAGGCUGAAGGAUGUGGAGGUGCUGGAGGGUGGCGCUGUGACGCUGCGCUGCGUGCUGUCCACUGUGGCUGCACCUGUACAGUGGCGCUACGGGGACCAGGUCCUGCGGCCGAGCGGCAAGUAUGGCCUGCGGCAGGAGGGAACCGUGCUGGAGCUGGUGGUACGCGACCUGCAGCCCCAGGACAGCGGGCAGUACUCGUGCUCCUUCGAGGACCACACGACCGUGGCCAAGCUCACCGUGAAGGCCCUGCCCGCCCAGUUCACAGGAAAACUGAGAAGCAAGAAGGCCACGGAAGGGGCCACGGCCACACUGCGGUGUGAGCUGAGCAAGGCGGCGCCUGUGCAGUGGAGGAAGGGCGCUGAGAUCCUCAGCACUGGAGGAAGAUACAGCCUGAGGCAGAACGGGGCCGUGUGUGAGCUGGAGAUCCGUGGCCUGGCUGUGGCGGAUGCUGGGGAGUACUUGUGUGUGUGUGGGCAGGAGAGGACCUCAGCCACGCUGACCGUGGAGGCCCAGCCUGCCCAGUUCAUAGGAAGACUAAGAAGCAAAGAGGCCACAGAAGGGGACACGGCCACGCUGUGGUGUGAGCUGAGCAAGGCGGCGCCCGUGCAGUGGAGGAAGGGCCCUGAGACCCUCAGCACCGGGGACAAAUACAGCCUGAAGCAGGAUGGGGCUGUGUGUGAGCUGGAGAUCCGUGACCUGGCUGUGGGGGAUGCCGGGGAGUACUCAUGUGUGUGUGGGCAGGAGAGGACCUCAGCCACGCUAACCGUGAGGGCCCUGCCAGCCAGAUUCAUACAAGGUCUGAAGAGUGAGGAAGCCACAGAAGGGGCCACAACCACAAUGCGGUGUGAGCUGAGCAAGGUGGCCCUUGUGCAGUGGAGGAAGGGCUCCGAGACCCUCAGUGCUGGGGACAGAUACAGCCUGAGGCAAGACGGGGCUGUGUGUGAGCUGGAGAUCCGUGGCCUGGCUGUGGCAGAUGCUGGGGAGUACUCGUGUGUGUGCGGACAGGAGAGGACCUUGGCCUCGCUGACCGUGAGGGCCCUGCCAGCCAGAUUCAUACAAGGUCUGAAGAGUGAGGAGGCCCCAGAAGGGGCCACAGCCACGCUGAGGUGUGAGCUGAGCAAGACGGCCCCUGUGCACUGGAAGAAGGGCUCUGAGACCCUCAGCACUGGGGACAGAUACUGCCUGAGGCAGGAAGGGGUCAAAUGUGAGCUGGAGAUCCGUGACCUGGCCAUGACCGAUGCUGGGGCGUAUUUGUGUGUGUGCGGGCAGGAGAGGACCUCGGCAGCGCUCACUGUGAAGGCCCUGCCACCCAAAUUCAUACAAGGUCUGAAGAGUGAGGAGGCCACAGAAGGGGCCACGGCCACACUGCGGUGUGAGCUGAGCAAGACAGCCUCUGUGCAGUGGAAGAAGGGUUCUGAGACCCUGAGCACUGGGGACAGAUACUGCCUGAGGCAAGACGGGGCCAAAUGUGAGCUGGAGAUCCAUGACCUGGUUGUGACCGAUGCUGGGGAGUAUUUGUGUGCGUGCGGGCAGGAGAGGACCUCGGCAAUGCUCACUGUGAAGGCCCUGCCAGCCAGAUUCAUACAAGGUCUGAAGAGUGAGGAGGCCAUGGAAGGGGCCACGGCCAGACUGCAGUGUAAGCUGAGCAAGACAGCCCCUGUGCAGUGGAAGAAGGGCUCUGAGACCCUCAGUGCUGGGGACAGAUACUGCCUGAGGCAGGACGGGGCCAAAUGUGAGCUGGAGAUCCGUGACCUGGCUGUGGCAGAUGCUGGGGAGUAUAUGUGUGUGUGCGGGCAGGAGAGGACCUCAGCCACACUCACCGUGAAGGCCCUGCCAGCCAGUUUCAUACAAGGCCUGAAGAGUCAGGAGGCCACAGAAGGGGCUACAGCCACGCUGAAGUGUGAGCUGAGCAAGAUGGCCCCCGUGCAGUGGAAGAAGGGCUCUGAGACCCUCAGCACUGGUGACAAAUACAACGUGAGGCAGGAGAGGACCAACUGUGAGCUGGAGAUCCAUGGCCUGGCCGUGGCAGAUGCUGGGGAGUAUAUGUGUGUGUGUGGGCAGGAGAGGACCUCAGCCACACUCACCGUGAAGGCCCAGCAGGUGGUGUUCAGAACCCAGCUGCAGAGCCUGCAGGCCGAGGAGGGCUCCACAGCCAGCCUCGGGUGUGAGCUGUCUGCACCGGACACCACUGUGAUCUGGAGCAAGGGUGGGCUGGAGCUGCAGGCCAGCGGGCGGCUGGAGCUGCGGAAGCGGGGGCCUGUGGCCGAGCUGCUGCUGCGGGAUGUGCACCGGGAGGAUGCCGGGGAGUACAGCUGCACCUGCGGCUCGCAGAGCACCAGUGCCACCCUCACGGUCACAGCUGUGCCUGUGUCCUUUCUGCGGGAGCUGCAGCCCCAGGAGGUGGACGAGGGUUCGACGGCACGGCUGUGCUGUGAGCUGAGCCAGCCGGGAGCCAGCGUGGAGUGGCGCAAGGGUUCUCUGCAGCUUUUCCCCUGUGCCAAGUACCAGAUGGCGCAGGAGGGCAUGGCCGUCGAGCUUCGAGUCUGCAACGCCGAGCAGGAGGACGCUGGGGACUACACCUGCGACACGGGGCAGCGGCAGAGCACGGCCAGCCUUUUGGUCCGCGCCCCCAGGCCCGAGUUCCAGGCCCGGCUGCAGAGCGUGGAGCAGGAGGUAGGUGGCGUGGCCCGGCUGUGCUGUGAGCUGAGCGAGGACAAGCCGGGGGCCUCGGUGCACUGGCUCAAGGAGGGCAUGGAACUUCAUGGGGGGCCCAAGUACGAGAUGCGGCACCAGGGAACCACGUGCGAGCUGCUGAUCCACGGGCUUGAGGCCAAGGACACCGGCGAGUACGCCUGCGUGGUGGGCGGCCAGAGAACCUUGGCCUCCGUCAAGGUCAAAGAGCCCGAGGUGACCAUUGUGCGGGGGCUGGUGGAUGCUGAGGUGCAGGCUGACGAGGACGUGGAGUUCCGCUGUGAGGUGUCACAGCCUGGGGCCACAGACGUGGAGUGGCGGCUCCAGGGCCUGCCCUUGCGGAGCAAUGAGGUGACUGAGGUGGGCGUGCAGGGCGGCUGCACCCACACGCUGCGGCUGAAGGGCGUCACGCUCGAGGAUGCGGGUAUUGUCUCCUUCCACGUGGGCCUCUGCACCUCCUCCGCCCAGCUCACUGUCCGAGCCCCCGAAGUGGUCAUCCUGGAGCCACUGCAGGACAUGCAGCUCAGCGAGGGCCAGGACGCCCGCUUCUGGUGCCGGCUGUCCAGGGCCCCGGGUCAGCAGGCCUACUGGACUCUGGGCGGGGUGCCCUUGCAGGCCAACGAGAUGAACGACAUCACAGUGCAGGACGGCGUGCUCCAUGCCCUCACCCUGCAUAAGGUAACCCUCGAGGAUGCCGGAACCAUCAGUUUCCAAGUGGGCCAGUGCAGCUCGGAGGCCCAGCUGAAGGUCACAGCCAAAAACACCGUGGUGCGAGGCCUGGAGAACGUGGAGGCGCUGGAGGGCGGAGAGGCCCUGUUUGAGUGCCAGCUGUCCCAGCCAGAGGUGGCCGCCCACAGCUGGCUGCUGGACGACGAGCCGGUCCGCACCUCGGAGGACGCAGAGGUGGUCUACUUCGAGAACGGUUUGCGACACUUGCUCCUGCUCAAAAACCUGCGGGUGCAGGACAGCUGCCGAGUGACCUUCCUGGUUGGGGACGUGGUGACCUCGGCGUUCCUCACAGUCAGAGGCUGGCGCCUUCAGCUCCUGGAGCCCCCACAGGAUGUGACAGUGCGGGCCGGCGGGCAGGCCACCUUCCACUGCACGCUCAGCGAGGCGGUGCCUGUGGGCGAGGCUUCCUGGUACAUCAACGGUGCCACCGUCCUGCCGGAGGACACCGACUGGACAGUCACCACCGACGGCAGCCACCAUGCCCUGUUGCUGCAAAGCGCCCAGCCCCACCACGCUGGGGAGGUCACCUUCGCUGCUCGCGACGCGGUCGCCUCUGCCCGACUCACCGUGCUGGGCCUCCCCGACCCUCCCGAGGACGCGGAAGUCGUAGGCCGGAGCGGCCACUCUGUGACCCUGUCCUGGGUGGCCCCAGCCAGUGACGGUGGCGGUGGCCUCUGUGGCUAUCGGGUAGAGAUGAAGUCAGCAGCCAUGGGAGAGUGGCAGCUGUGCCACGAGCUGGUGCCAGGGCCCGAAUGUGUGGUGGACGGCCUGGCCCCUGGGGAGACAUACCGCUUCCGUGUUGCGGCCGUGGGCCCUGCGGGUGCCGGGGAGCCUGUCCACCUGCCCCAGAUGGUGAAGCUCGAGCCCCUGGAGCCCGCGCCUGCACCCCUGCCUUCCGUGAGCCGGGAAGUGGCAGCUGGCGAGGACGUGCAUCUGGAGUGCGAGGUGACGGCUGAGGUUGGCGAGGUCGCCUGGCAGAAAGGGACAGAGUACAUCCAGCCCGGUGGCCGCUGUGAGGUCAUCACCCAGGGCCGGCGGCAGACACUGGUCAUCAGAGGUUUCACGCUGGAGGACCAGGGCGAGUACCGCUGCGUUCCAGCCCGCGACCAGGCCCCCAUGGCUGCUGCCACCUUCCAGGUGAGGCUGACCCCAGGCUCAGAGGGCGAGGCCCCCGUGCAGCCCAGCCUCCCUCCCGAGGCGGCCCAGGAGGGCGACCUGCACCUGUUGUGGGAGGCCCUGGCCCGGAAGCGUCGCAUGAGCCGUGAGCCCACGCUGGACUCCAUCAGCGAGCUGCCGGAGGAGGACGGGCGCCAGCAGCGCCUGCGGCAGGAGGCGGAGGAGGCAGCCCCCGACCUCUCCGAGGACUACUCCACAGCCGAUGAGCUGGCGCGCACUGGCGAGGCUGACCUCUCACACACCAGCUCGGACGAUGAGUCUCGGGCAGGAACCCCUUCCCUGAUUUCCUACCUCAAGAAGGCCGGGCGGUCUGGGGCCCCGACUCCUGCCAGCAAGGUCGUGGCCCCACCAGCCCCCUCUGGGGAGCCACAGAAGCUGCAGGAGCCACCGACCGCAGCACACCCACCACCAGGUGACCUGAGGGCUGAGGACUUGGGCGAGCCAUCCAUGGACGAGGCGGCCGUGAAGAUCCAGGCGGCCUUUAAGGGCUACAAGGUCCGGAAGGAGAUGAAGCAGCAGGAAGGGCCUGUGUUCAGCCGCACCUUUGGGGACACGGAGGCCCAGGUGGGAGACGUCCUGCGCCUGGAGUGUGUGGUGACCAGCAAGGCGGACGUGCAGGCCCACUGGCUGAGGGACGGCGUGGAGCUGGUGGAUGGGCGGCACCACCACAUCGACCAGCUCAGUGACGGCACCUGCUCUCUGCUGGUCACGGGCCUGGGCCGUGCGGAUGCCGGCCGCUAUACCUGUCAAGUGAGCAACAAGUUCGGUCAUGCAGUCCACAGCGCCUGCGUGGUGGUCAGCAGGACGGAGAGCGAGACCGAGAGCUCGUCGGGGGGUGAGCUGGAUGACGCCUUCCGCCGGGCCGCCCGGCGGCUGCACCGACUCUUCCGCACCAAGGGCCCAGCUGAGGUCUCAGAUGAGGAGCUCUUCUUCAGUACGGAGGAGGGCAGCGUGGAGCCAGAGGAGCCCGGAGACUGGCAGACGUACCACGAGGAUGAGCACUUUGUCUGCAUCCGAUUCGAGGCCCUUGCUGAGGCCCGUCAGGCUGCCUCCCGCUUCCAGGAGAUGUUUGCCACCAUGGGGAUCGGGGUGGAGAUCAACCUCGUGGAGCAAGGGCCCCGUGGGGUAGAGGUGCACAUCGGCAAGGUGGCCCCCACGGCGGCUCCGGGGCCAGUGCCCAGCCUGCUGACCUCAGACACGGCCCCGGUGUUCCUGACUGAGCUCCAGAACCAAGAGGUGCAGGAUGGUUAUCCCGUGAGCUUCGACUGCGUGGUGACGGGCCAGCCGGUGCCCAGCGUGCACUGGUUCAAGGACGGGAAGGUGCUGGAAGAGGAUGACCACUACAUGAUCAAUGACGACCAGCAGGGCGGCCACCAGCUCAUCAUCAUGGCCGUGGUGCCAGCAGACACGGGUGUCUACCGCUGCCUGGCUGAGAACAGCCUGGGCGUCUCCUCCACCAAAGCUGAGCUCCGCGUGGACCUGACAAGCACGGACUAUGAAACUGCGGCUGAUGCCACAGAGACCUCAUCCUACUUCAGUGCUCAAGGCUACGUGUCCAGCCGGGAACAAGAGGGCACGGAGUCGACUGCAGAGGAGGGGCAGCUGCCCCAGGUGGUGGAGGAGCUGAGAGACCUUCAGGUGGCCCCAGGCACACGCCUGGCCAAAUUCCACCUCAAGGUGAAAGGCUACCCAACACCUCACCUGUACUGGUUCAAGGACGGGCAGCCCCUGUCCACAUCCGCCCGCAUCCGCAUGACCGACAAGAAGACAGUACACACCCUGGAGAUCCUCUCGGUCACCAGGGAGGACGCCGGCCAGUACUCAGCCUACAUCAGCAAUGCCGUUGGGGCAGCCUACUCGUCUGCCCGGCUCCUGGUGCGAGGCCUGGAUGAACCAGAAGAGAAGCCAGUGUCGGAUGUGCAGGAGCAGCUGGUGCCACCCCGAAUACUGGAGAGGUUCACCCCCAAAAAGGUGAAGAAGGGCUCCAGCAUCACCUUCUCAGUGAAGGUGGAAGGCUGCCCAGCCCCAGCCGUGCACUGGCUGCGGGAAGAGGCCGCUCAGGGCGUGCUGUGGAUCGGGCCCGACACGCCGGGCUGCACGGUGGCCAGCUCUGGGCAGCAGCACAGCCUGGUCCUGCUAGAUGUGGGCCAGCAGCACCAGGGCACCUACACCUGCAUUGCCACCAACGCCGCGGGCCAGGCGCUCUGCUCUGCCAGCCUGCACGUCUCUGGCCUGCCCAAGGAAUCCGGGGCGGUGGAGCAGCAGGGGGGUGCGAAGGAGGCACUCAUCUCCACCUUCCUGCAGGGGACAGAAGCCGUCUCCACCCAGCUGUCGGAGUCCGUGGGAUUCAGCGACCUGGCAGGGCAGAGGAAAGGGGAACCGUCUGCAGCAGAGCAGGCUCGCGGCCACCUGUCCCUCGCCGAGGUCGGUACUGAGGAGUUCCUUGAGAAGCUCACCUCCCAGAUCACGGAGAUGGUGUCAGCCAAAAUCACCCGGGCCCGCCUGCAGGUGCCCGGAGGUGACAGUGACGAGGAGUCCAAGACUCCCUCCCCGUCACCCCGGCACGGCCGCUCACGGCCCUCCUCCAGUGUCCAGGAGUCCUCCUCGGAGUCGGAGGAUGGUGACCCCCGUGGUGAGAUCUUUGACAUCUAUGUGGUCACGGCCGACUACCUUCCACUGGGGGCAGAGCAGGACGCCAUCACGCUGAGGGAGGGCCAGUAUGUGGAGGUCCUGGACUCCGCACACCCACUGCGCUGGCUUGUGCGCACCAAGCCCACCAAGUCCAGCCCCUCACGGCAAGGCUGGGUGUCGCCCGCCUACCUGGACAGGAGGCUCAAGCUCUCGCCCGAGUUGGGGACUGCCGAGGCUCCUGAGUUCCCUGGGGAGGUCAUGUCUGAGGACGAAUACAAGAUGAGGCUGAGUUCCGUCAUCCAGGACCUGCUGAGCUCGGAGCAGACCUUUGUCAGCAUGCUGCAGUUCCUGCAGGCCCACCACAUGCAGCACCUGGAGCGCUGUCCCCACGCGCCCGCCGCCGUGGCCAGCCAGAAGGCGGUCAUCUUCCGCAACGUGCAGGACAUCGGCCACUUCCACAGCAGCUUCCUGAAGGAGCUGCAGAAGUGUGACAGUGAUGAUGACGUGGCCAUGUGCUUCAUCAAGAACAAGGCAGCCUUUGCGAAGUACCUGGAGUUCCUGGUGGGCCGUGUGCAGGCCGAGUCGGUGGUUGUCAGCACGGCUGUCCAGGAGUUCUACAAGAAAUACGCUGAGGAGGUGCUGUGUGCGGCAGACCCCUCGCAGCCCCCGCCUCCGCCGCUGCAGCAUUACCUGGAGCAGCCCACCGAGCGGAUCCAGCAGUACCAGACCAUCCUCAAGGACCUGAUCCGUAACAAGGCGAGGAACGGGCAGAACUGCGCGCUGCUGGAACAGGCCUACGCCAUGGUGUCGGCCCUGCCCCAGCGCGCCGAGAACAAGCUGCACGUGUCACUCAUAGAGAACUACCCGGGCACCCUGGAGGCCCUGGGCGAGCCCAUGCGGCAGGGCCACUUCAUUGUGUGGGAAGGGGCGCCCGGUGCCCGGAUGCCCUGGAAAGGGCACAACCGCCAUGUCUUCCUCUUCCCCAACCACCUGGUGAUCUGUAAGCCCAAGCGGGACUCGAGGACCGACACCUUCAGCUAUGUCUUCAGGAAUAUGAUGAAGCUGAGCAGCAUCGACCUGAACGACCAGGUGGAGGGUGACGAUCGUGCUUUCGAGGUGUGGCACGAGCGAGAGGACUCGGUACGCAAGUACCUGCUGCAGGCACGCACGGUCAUCAUCAAGAACUCGUGGGUGAAGGAGAUCUGCAGCAUCCAGCAGCGCCUGGCCCUGCCCGUCUGGCGUCCCCCGGAUUUCGAAGAGGAGCUGGCAGACUGCACAGCUGAGCUGGGGGAGACAGUCAAGCUGGCCUGCCUUGUGACAGGCACGCCCAAGCCCAUCGUCAGCUGGUACAAAGAUGGGAAGCCGGUGGAGGUGGACCCUCACCACAUCCUCAUUGAAGACCCUGAUGGCUCAUGCUCCCUCAUCUUGGACAACCUUACCGGCAUGGACUCGGGCCAGUACAUGUGCUUCGCGGCAAGUGCUGCUGGCAAUGCCAGCACCCUGGGAAAGAUCCUGGUGCAAGUCCCCCCACGGUUUGUGAACAAAGUCCGCGCUGCCCCCUUUGUCGAAGGAGAAGACGCCCAGUUCACCUGCACCAUCGAAGGUGCCCCGUAUCCUCAGAUCAGAGAGGAGACCAUCACCACCGUGGUGAAGAGCCCCCGUGGCCGACGACGGUCCCCCAGCAAGUCUCCUUCCCGAUCGCCUUCCCGCCGCCCUGCCAGCCCACCACGGCUGGUGGCGUUGACCCCUGACCUGCGGUACUCAUCAGGGGCCGGCCAGCCCCCCAGGCCUGAGGUGGAGCUGGGUCAGAAGUGCACGGUCCCAACACUGUAUGUGACAGAGGUUGAGGCCCCUUCUCCGGCCCCGCCUGGUGGUCCUGAGCCUCAGCCCAAGUGGGUGGAGAUUGAGGAGACCAUAGAGGUGCGUGUGAAAAAGACAGGCGCCCAGGGCACAGCUCCAGCCAGAGAGGCAUCUGGCAAUGUGGCAGGGCUGGUCUUCACGCUGUCUGGCCUGGCACCCAGCGGGGACCCCAACACCAACAAUUGCAACAACAAGCUGCUGGCCCAGGAGCCGCAGGCCCAGGGCGGAGCCGAGGGGCCGUGGCCGAGGCCAGGGUCCCCACCGCUGGUCUGCAUUGGCGAGCCCUUUGUCUUCUGUGUGGAUGCCGGGGGCAAUGUGGACUGGACCGCUCCUGGCACAGGCAGCCCCGAGCCAGAGCCCGAGAUCCCCUCUGAGCUGCCCCCUCCCUGGGGGCCGUGGCCGAGGCCAGGGUCCCCACCGCUGGUCUGCAUUGGCGAGCCCUUUGUCUUCUGUGUGGAUGCCGGGGGCAAUGUGGACUGGACCGCUCCUGGCACAGGCAGCCCCGAGCCAGAGCCCGAGAUCCCCUCUGAGCUGCCCCCUCCCUGGGCUGCUGAAGAGAGGCCAGAGGUGCCCUUUGAGGGCGAGAGCGUGGUGGAGGAGGAAGAGGAAGGAGAUGCUUGCGUGAUUGAGGAGCCUCAGGACACUGCAGGCCUCUCGGGACGGGACCCCAAGAUUCUCACACACCAUGGCCACCAGCUGACCCUGGCUGACCUUGAAGACUACGUGCCCCGCGAAGGGGAGUCCUUUGGCUGUGGUGGCCCUGUGCCCACCACCUCCGAUGACAGCCCGCCCUGUGAGGUCUCCGUGCUCCAGACCGAGAUCAGUGAGCCCACUGUGGGGCGGCCCGUCCUGCUGGCCGUGGGCCACCCACCUGGUUCCCAGGGCCCACCCAGCUUUUUCAGCCAUGCCCCCCAACCCCGUGCCUCCGAGCUGCCUCUGCUGGGAACCCAGGCCCGCGACCCGGCCGGAGUCUCCUUCUGCGUGCAGGGGGCCCGGCCCGGGAAGACGUCCUUCUGCACCCACGUCCAGCACACUGUGGACAGUGGACAGAGCAGCUUCAAAAUGGAAGUUUCUACCCAGACAGUCAGCGUUGGGACAGUGGGCGAGACGGUCACCCUGCAUAUCCGCCCAGAUGGGGACGAGUCCCCCAACACGGGGACCCCUGGGAGCCGGAAGCAGUGUCCCCAGAGGCACCUGGCAGCCCCCAAGACCAGUGCCGGCCCCCAGCAGGUUUCCAGCCCCGAGGCCGGCCCCAGGGCAGCAGCCUGGGUCUUGGUGUCCCAAGGGAGGCCAGGCACUGCGCUCAAGGGGGACGGAGGCUGCAGCUGGGCUAAUAAGGCUUCUUCCACAGAUGCUGCUGUCCCAGCCCCAGCUGCCCUGGAGGACUCUGUCUGCCUGGAGGACCCUAUCUGCCCAGAGGACUCUAUCCAGCUAAAGGACUCUGUCCGCCCGGAGGACUCCAUCCAUCCAGAGGACUCUGUCCGCCCGAAGGACUCUGUCCAAACACCCCUGGAGCAAGCCGACCGGGAGAUCCAGUCGGCCCUUCGGAGAGUGGAAGACCCUGAGGCUCCAGGCCCUUCUUUAGGGGACCACGGUCCUGGCAGCCCCCUGCUCACAGGCCUCACACCUGGCGGGGAGCCUGCACUACAGGAGGCCGGCCUGUCACCCCCAGGCACGGGAGCCACAGAUGCAUCCGCGGGGCCCCCAGGGGUGGCGCAGCCCCUCCCUGGUGCAGGCCUGGAGCAGGAGACGGCAGCAGGUGCCAGGGCCCAGGAACGGACUGUCCCCAUUCGGAUAGAGGGUGCGGCCUGGCCCGGGGCAGGGACAGCAGAGUCGCUCUGGGACGCCCACAGCCACAUGUUCAUGGAGACCACCUACAGGAGCUACGUGUACCAGGCCAGCGACACUGCUGUCACAAGGCCCCCGUCCAUGCAGGUCACCAUCGAAGACAUGCAGGCGCCAAGGGGCAGUACAGCUCAGUUUCAGGCUGUCAUUGAAGGCAAUCCCCAGCCCACGGUGGCCUGGUACAAGGACAGUGCUCGGCUGGAGGACAGCGCCCGGCUCAGCCAGCAGCAGGACGGGACCACGUAUUCCCUGGUGCUGCGAGACGUGGACCAGCACGAUGCUGGCGUCUACACCUGCCUGGCCCACAAUGCCGGCGGCGAGGUGCUGUGCAAGGCAGAGCUGCUGAUCCUUGGGGGAGAAAGCGAGCCGGAAUCGGAAUCGGAGAGGCAAAGCAGCCGAAGGAAACUGCACUCUUUCUAUGAGGUCCACGAGGAGAUUGGCAGGGGUGUGUUCGGCUUCGUGAAGAGAGUGCAACACAAGGGAAACAAGAUGUCCUGUGCCGCCAAGUUCAUCUCCCUGCGGAGCAAGAUGCGGGCCAAGGCCUACCACGAGCGGGACAUCCUCGCCACACUUAGCCACCCGCUCAUCACCAAGCUGCUGGACCAGUUCGAGACCCAGAAGACCCUAAUCCUCAUCCUGGAGCUGUGUUCAUCAGAGGAGCUGCUGGACCGUCUAUUCAAGAAGAGCGUGAUGACGGAGGCCGAGGUGAAGAUCUACAUCCAGCAGCUGGUGGAGGGGCUGCAGUACCUGCACACCAACGGCAUCCUCCACCUGGACAUAAAGCCCGCCAACAUCUUGAUGGUGCACCCUGCUCGAGAGGACAUCAAAAUCUGCGACUUCGGCUUUGCCCAAAAAAUCACCCCCUCAGAGCCCCAGUACAGCAAGUAUGGCUCCCCGGAGUUUGUGCCCCCUGAGGUCAUCGAGCAGACCCCCGUGAGCGAGGGUUCUGACAUCUGGGCCAUGGGAGUCAUCUCCUACCUCAGCCUGACCUGCUCAUCACCGUUUGCGGGUGAGAGUGACCGUGCCACUCUGCUGAACGUUCGGGAGGGGCGAGUGUCCUGGAGCAGCCCCAUGGCCGCCCACCUCAGUGAGGACGCCAAGGACUUUAUCAAGGCCGCCCUGCAGAGGGCCCCGGAGGCCCGGCCCAGCGCCUCCCAGUGCCUCACCCACCCGUGGUUCCUGACAUCUUUGCCUGCAGAAAAGGCCCAUUUCAUCAACACCAAGCAACUCAAGUUCCUGCUGGCCCGCAGCCGCUGGCAGCGCUCCCUGAUGUGCUACAAGUCCAUCCUGGUGAUGCGCUCCAUCCCGGAGCUGCUCCAGGGCCCAGCCGACAGCCCGUCCCUCGGGGUCUCCCGGCACCUGCUCCAGGACGCCAGCGGCUCCUCCAGUAGCUCUUCCUCAGACAAUGAGAUUGCCCCGUAUGCCCGGGCCAAGUCGCUGCCACCCUCCCCUGUGACCCACUCCCCACUCCUGCACCCCAGGGGCUUCCUGCGGCCCUCCGCCAGCCUGCCAGAGGAGGCCGAGGUCUGCCUGCCCCCCCAAGCCCCCUCUCUACCGGCGGCGUCGCCUGUGCUCCCGGAGGGCCCAGAGGUGACUGCUGGGGUCCAGGGUGCAGGGCCACCGGCUGUCCCAGGCUGUGUGCCCCGCCAGAGUGUCAUCCGGAGCCUGUUCUACCAGCAGGCCGGGGAGGGCUCCGAGCAAGGGUGCCCGCCCUCCGCCGCAGGCAGCAGGAGGCAUCUGGCGCGGGCCAGGCGGCACCUGCUGAAGGGCGGCUACAUGGCAAGGGCGCUGCCCGGCCUGCGUGAGCCCCUGCUGGAGCACCGUGCGCUGGAGGAGGCGGCCGCCAGGGAGGAGCAGGCCGCCCUCCUGACCAAGGCGCCCUCCUUUGAGACAGCCCUGCGGCUGCCCAGCUCCACGGCCCGUGUGGCCCCCGGCCGCAGCCGCUCCCUGGACCAGGACUGGCCGCGCACCACCAGCCCCUUCCCUGAGGAGCCAGGGAAGUCGCCCGAGGAGGCGGGGAGGUCGCCCGAAGAGCCAGGAAGGUCCCCCGAGGAGCUGGGGAAGUCGCCCGAGGAGCCGGGAAAGUUGCCUGAAGAGCCGGGAAAGUCCAUCGAGGAGCCACGGACGGUUCCCAAGGAGCCGGGGAGGUCCCCCGAGGAGCCGGGGAGGUCCCCCAAGGAGCCGCGGAAGGCCCCCAAGGAGCCACGGAAGGCCCCCAAGGAGCCAGGGAGGUCCCCCAAGGAGCCGGGGAGGUCCCCCAAGGACUGCUUUGAGGGGCAGUGUCCUCACCCGGCGCCCUGGGGGCUCGGGGCCAUCUCAGAGGACAGCUCUGCACAGGGCCCAAGCCCCUCUCUGCUCGGGGAGCCCACGGCCACUCUGCACACUGGGGCCUGGACCCUGGGUGCCGGCUCCCCUGGCCAGGCAGCCACAGGCAUGGCCCCAGGCUCUGAGGGGUCCCUGCAGGGGUCGAGACUGUUUCCACCCACAGACGGCGACACAGCUCCAGGGGUCUCCCAGGAUAGCUCUCGGAAGCCGCCCACCCCUUCUCGUCACCGUGACUGGGGUUCUACCCCCCAGGAGGGCUGCGGCCCCCCUGCAGCUGCUGCACCACAACUUCCAGGCCCCAUCCCUCCAAGGUCUCACACACACGGCUCCCUGGGGCUAAGACGCCCCCCGCUCUCUGGGGAGCCCCGGGCCUCCCCCUCCCCAGCCCAAGCAAGCCCCCUGCCAGGCUCUAAGCGGGGGCCAGAGCCCAGCCCCUCCUGUUCUGUAGGGCAGGCCCUCCAGGAGGACCUGUCCCCCGAGAAGGCCGUGCCGCCCUCCCCAGAGGACAUGGAGCCUGCAGCCUCUCUGGAUGAUGACGACUUGUCCCAGGAGACCGCUCAGCAGCGCCCUCAGGAGCAGGCGACCACUCGGAAGUUCUCCUUGGAGUGCCAUGGGGGCUACGCGGGGGUGGCAGGCUAUGGGACCUUCGCCUUUGGUGGGGAUGCGGGAGGCAUGCUGGGGCAGGGCCCCCUGUGGGCCAAGAUGGCCUGGGCCCAGGGGUCUCAGUCCUGGGAUGAGCAGGAAGAAGCAGUAGCCGAGAGUCCACUGCUUUUGGCUGGCGCGGCCCCUGUGCCUGAGGGGAGAGGGCCUUCCCCCAGGGACUACCUGGAGCUUACCUCCUGGGAAGACUCUGGCCAGGGGUCUCAGGUCUCCCUGGUGCGGAUCAAGGACCUCUCGGGCGACGCAGAGGCAGCCGACACCCUGUCCCUGGACAUCUCCGAGGUAGAGCCGGCCUACCUCAAUCUCUCCGACCUAUAUGACAUCAAGUACCUCCCGUUUGAGUUCAUGAUCUUCAGGAAGGUCCCCAAGCCGUCUGUGGAGCAGGAGCCGCCCUCCCCACCGGAUGAAGCCCACGAGGGGCUGGCAGAGCUCCCGGAAGCGGCGUGGCCCUGGCCGGGCGAGCUGGGCCCUCCUGCCAGCCUGGCUCCGUGCCCUCGGGCUGGCUUGCAGAUCACGGAGGAGGAACCAGAGGACAUGGAGGCCCUGCUGGGGGAGGCCGGCCAGGGCGGGAGGCGGAAGGCAUCACCCUCCUCAAGAGGCUUCUUGCAGCUCUCCGGGGGCCGCCUGCCGCUGGAGGAGCCUCAGGAGCACAGCCUGCGCGAGAGGGUGAAGGCCUCGGUGGCUCACAUCUCCCGGAUCCUGACGGGCAGGGCGGAAGAUCCAGAGAAGGAGGGCUCCAGGAAGAAGCUGGGCCUGGCUUCCUUCCGGCUGAAGAGCAAGGACCGAGCCCCAUCAUUCCUAAAGGAGCUCUCAGACGAGACAGUGGUCCUGGGCCAGCCCGUGACGCUCGCCUGCCAGGUGUCAGCCCAGCCCGCCGCGCAAGCCACCUGGAGUAAAGAUGGCGCGCUCCUGGAGGGCAGCAGCCGACUUCUCAUCUCCUCCACGCUCAAGCACUUCCAGCUCCUGACCAUCCUGGCGGUGACCGCCGAGGACCUGGGCGUGUACACCUGCAGCGUCAGCAAUGCACUGGGCACGGCGACCACCACGGCGGUGCUCCGGAGGGCAGAGCUCCCCUCGUCCUCCCCACGCCCUGACAUUGGGGAGGUGUAUGCAGGCGGGGUGCUGCUGGUCUGGAAGCCCGUGGAGACGUGCAGCCCCGUGACCUACAUUGUGCAGUGCUGCCUGGAAGGUGGGAGCUGGAACACUCUGGCCUCCGACAUCUUUGACUGCUGCUACAUAAUCAGCCAGCUGCCGCGGGCGGGCGCGUACACCUUCCGGACGGCCUGCGUCAGCAAGGCGGGCAUGGGCCCCUACAGCAGCCCCUCGGAGCAGGUCCUUCUCGGAGGGCCCAGCCACGCGGUCUCUGAGGAGGAGAGCGGUCACACACUGCCAGCCCAGCCCCUCUCAAGCACACAGACCUUCGCCUUUCAGACACACAUCCGGAGGGGCCGCUUCAGCGUGGUGCGGCAAUGCCUGGAGAAGGGCAGCGGACGCCUGCUGGCAGCCAAGAUCGUCCCGUACCUGGCGGAGGACAAGACAGCCGUGCUAGGCGAGUAUGAGGCCCUCAAGGGCCUGCGCCACCCGCACCUGGUCCAGCUGCACGGUGCCUACCUCAGCCCGCGGCACCUGGUGCUCAUCCUGGAGCUGUGUUCCGGACCGGAGCUGCUUCCCUGCCUGGCAGAGAGAGCCUCCUACUCGGAAUCAGAGGUGAAGGACUACCUGUGGCAGACGCUGAGCGCCGCGCAGUACCUGCACUCCCAGCGCAUCCUGCACCUAGACCUCAGGUCCGAGAACCUGAUUGUCACCGAGUACAACCUGCUUAAGGUCCUCGACUUCGGCAACGCCCAGAGCCUCAGCCGGGAGAAGGUCCUGCCAUCGGAGAAGUUCAAGGAUUACAUGGAGACCAUGGCUCCAGAGCUCCUGGAGGGUCAGGGUGCAGUCCCGCAGACCGAUGUGUGGGCCAUCGGAGUGACGGCCUUCAUCAUGCUGAGCGCGGACUACCCCGUGAGCAGCGAGGGGGCACGUGACGUGCAGAAAGCCCUGCGCAAGGGGCUCAUCCGGCUGAGCCGCUGCUACGCGGGGCUGUCGGGGGGCGCCGUGGCCUUCCUCCGGAGCACGCUGUGCGCCAACCCCUGGGCCCGGCCCUGCGCCUCCAGCUGCCUGCGCUGCCCGUGGCUGACCGAGGAGGGGCCGGCCAACUCCAGGCCCACGGCCGUGACCUUCCCCACGGCGCGCCUGCGCGCCUUCGUGCAAGAGCGCGAGAAGAGGCGGGCGCUGCUGUACAAGAAGCACAACCUGGCGCAGGUCCGCUGA